Pongo pygmaeus (Bornean orangutan) is the source of this 4803-nucleotide messenger RNA. RefSeq names its product TLC domain containing 5 (gene TLCD5). Gene Ontology annotation, cellular component: membrane. The transcript has 3 exons. NCBI's taxonomy places the organism in Eukaryota, Metazoa, Chordata, Mammalia, Primates, Hominidae. The coding region runs from base 837 to 1640 and encodes 267 amino acids. The record is from RefSeq and is a predicted model, not a curated record.
GCGAUCCGGGCCGGGAGCUGCGGGCGCCCGCGCGCCCGAGGCUUCCCGGUACGCUCCGCCAGAUUUUAGUCCUGUGUGACUGAAUUGACUCAGUUAUAGUUGUUCUUGUCCUAACGUAUUUGUCACCAGUAAAAGUUCCAAGGUACAGCUUUCUGGCUUCAUUUCAUUUUUAACUGAAUAAUUGCCUUAAGGAUAUUUUUAGAUCUCAACAAAAACUCCCCAGCUCUUGAACCUUAGAAUCCUUCUGCUUCACUCUUGGCAAAUCUUUGGGUUGGAUUUCAGAACUGAAUAAAGCCAGGAUUUCCCCCCAACCUCCAAGAUGUCUGGACUCUUUGUUUAGUUCUAUAUUUAAGUUUAUCCCAAGUUUUGUUUUUGACUGAUGAACCUGUGACCCAAAUCCAAACCUCAGCUGAAUUUAGUAUCAGCUUAAAACCACAUUAAACUGCCACGUGUCAUGUGACCUCUAGCAGAAACCAACGUGGCAGUGUUCUGUUUUUUCAUGACUGCGUUUCAUUGGGGUUUUUGAACUGUGAAGACAUUAUUUAAUACAUGUGCUUUAUUUUCUGUGUAUUAUUGCCCAAGGUCAGUCAUCGCUAGAGGGUUAUUAUUGACAUUUACACAUCAUAAAAUGUGAUGUCAGCCUACCAGCUUGGAGUGCAGUUCUUGGUUUCCAGUUUACAACAUUCACCAGUCGCUAACAUGUUAUCUCUGAGGAACUUGGAAUGAUAAAUACAGCCAUACUUAAAUAGAAGAUUCUUGGCUGUGUAGAUAAGGAAAAUAAGAUAAGGCAAUAUUUUUGAACUAUUCUAUAAUAGAAAUGAGGACAUAUACACAAAAUGACCCAAUGCUGUUUUCUUAGGGUGCAUCCUUUGUUUUUCUGGUUUUGGUCUUUUCAUCACAGGAUGGCAUUAGUUCUGUGUCUGCAGGUGCUGUGCAGCCUGUGUGGCUGGCUCUCGCUCUAUAUUUCUUUCUGCCACCUGAAUAAGCACCGAAGCUAUGAGUGGAGCUGCCGGCUGGUCACCUUCACCCAUGGAGUUCUCUCUAUAGGCCUCUCCGCUUAUAUUGGCUUCAUUGAUGGCCCAUGGCCUUUUACCCACCCAGGCUCACCCAAUACACCUCUCCAAGUUCAUGUCCUGUGUCUCACCUUGGGCUACUUCAUCUUCGACUUGGGCUGGUGCAUCUACUUUCAGUCUGAGGGUGCCUUGAUGCUGGCUCAUCACACGUUGAGUAUCUUGGGCAUUAUCAUGGCCCUUGUGCUUGGGGAGUCUGGCACGGAGGUCAAUGCAGUCCUCUUUGGAAGUGAGCUUACCAACCCCUUGCUACAGAUGCGCUGGUUUCUCCGGGAAACAGGGCACUAUCACAGUUUCACUGGAGAUGUAGUGGACUUCCUCUUUGUGGCUCUGUUCACAGGAGUGAGGAUUGGUGUGGGAGCUCGCCUCCUUUUCUGUGAAAUGGCCUCCCCCACGCCUAAGUGGUUUGUGAAGGCCGGGGGAGUAGCGAUGUAUGCUGUGUCUUGGUGUUUCAUGUUUAGCAUCUGGCGCUUUGCAUGGAGGAAGAGCAUCAAGAAGUACCAUGCCUGGAGAAGCAGGCGGAGUGAGGAACGGCAGCUGAAACACAACGGACAUCUCAAAAUACACUAGCCAAGGCUUGCUCCAGAUUAUGGAUUGGGUUAAGUCAGCCAUGAGAACCAGGUUGGAAAUAUGACUGUUAACAUAAUUACGCUUAUAACAAACUUAGGUUUCAAAAAAGGGCUAAAUGUAUUGAUCAGUUUGGUCAGUCUUCAAGCCGAGCAUAUACCAGUAUUAAAACACUAACUUCUACAGUAGCACAGUUGUAGAAAGUGAGAAUACUCCGUGGUAGUUGGGAAUAAGUCAGAACUGUGAAGUGAGUACAACUGGCAUUUGUUUUCAUUUGUGGUGACCCUGGGUCCUCCUGUCCCUGGGAGGUUUGAUGUUCAGGCAGUUUAGAAAGGAACUCGAAAAAGAUUAGUGCUAUUUCUUGUUCCUUUGAGAAGUAACUCUUUCAAUAAACACUUAUUUCUGCUUUCCAUGUAGCAAUUUAUCUAAGUUUACUCCAUUUACUAUAAAGUGAGGGGCUUUCAGGAAGAGACACGCCUUUGACAUUCUGCACAUUAGAUCAGGGAAUUGGGUCGCUUAAACAGGGGCGUAGGAGGGCGAGAGUGAAACUGUGGCAGUGUGGGGGAGGGCUACUUACUGAACCUCCUAUACCAACUGUGCCAGAGGUGCCCAAGACCACUGCCAGGUUCUGUAAUUCUCUGGGAAGACUCAGUGGACUCAGCAUAUAGUCUUACUCAUAGUUUUGGUUUAUUAUAGUGAAAAGAUACAAAGAAAAAUCAGUAAAAGGAAAAGGCACCUGAGACAAAGUCUAGGGUAAAGCAAGCACAAGUUUCCAGAGUCCUCUCCCAAUGGAAUCACACAGGAUAUGCUUAAUUCCCCUAGCAGUGAUUUGUGACAACAUGUGAAUGAGUUGUCUACUGGACAAGGUCAUUACAGACUCAGUGCCCAAAGUUUUUACUGAGGACAGGUCAUCUAGGCAGCCUUUCCCUGGCAGAUAGCAAAAUUCAAGACUCAAAAGGAAAGCAGGUGUUCAGCAUAAGCCAUAUUGUUUGCACAAGCAGUUCAGACACAGUAAGCCAGCCUUAUCAGUUAAUGGUGGGAGCCCUUCCAAAAUCUAAGUUCCCAAAUGCCGGCCAGUGGCCAACCCUGUCAUCAGGCCUCUCCAAGGAUAGCAGUUUAGGCCUGCUAUGUUAACUCUUUUCUGCACAAAACCUAUAGAGUUAGGGCUUUGGAUUUGAGAUGAAUGAAGUGUGGGUAGAUUUACUGAGUCCUGUUAUAUGGGUUCUGCCCUACCAGGAAAACUAUGCCAGUUCUCAGGGCUUUUGUGCAUUAAUCUCCUAGGCAUUUGAGGCUAUGACUAAAUUCCAUAGGGAUUUAUCAUGUGGAUUCCACUGUGCUUGAGAUGGCAGUUUAGAUUUCAGCUCUGCUGUACAUAUUGCAAACUAGAGCCAAAGACUUUAAAGUGUGUACUGGCCUCAGGGGGAUGAGGUUAAUUUUUUUUUUCAUUUUAGAUACAUUCCCUUUUAGUACUCCUCCUAUUUUUCUUAUUUUUACUAAAAAGGUACCACUCUAUGAACAAACUAAUAAAACAAGGCCAGUCUUGGAAGGAAAAAAAUAAUAAUUCUUAGUGUGACAGUCUCCAAGAGAAGCAAGAAUAUAAGCUUAGAACAAGGGGUUAAGAAUCGAGAAUUCCUGGGUUCUUUUAACUAAUUUUGCUACUCGCCACUUUGGAGAGCUACUCACUCACUUUGGAUAGGUUACUUGUUUCUUCUUUGCCUGAGUUUAAACCUAUUGUGAAUGAAUGAAAUACCCUGUAGUAUAUUUCAUAGAUACAUUAUGCGGCAUUUUAUUAAUGGAGGUCUUUAAUGUAGGGCUUUUAUGGAAACAUGAAGUUUUUAUGUAUUUAUUGAUUAUUUAUUUUUACCAUGUUAUUUAAGUCAAUGGUGUUUGAUUAGCUCAGUGGGUGAGCAAGCGUAUGGUGCUACUGGAGUCAAGGCUGGUCAGUAGGAAGCAUCAGUCCAUUCCAUGGCCACUGGUAAUCUAACGUAAUGAGUGGUGUUUUUUUUGUUGUUGUUGUUGUUGUUGUUUUUUGAGACAGAGUCUUGCUCUGUCGCCCAGGCUGGAGUGCUGUGUUGUGAUCUCAACUCACUGCAACCUCCGCCUUCUGUGUUCAAGUGAUUCUCCUGCCUCAGCCUCCCGAGUAGCUGGGACUACAGGCGUGUGCCACCAUGCCUGGCUACUUUUUGUAUUUUUAGUAGAGACGGGGUUUCACCAUAUUGGCCAGGCUGGUCUCGAACUCCUGACUUCAUGACCCGCCCUUCUUGGCCUCCCAAAGUGCUGGGAUUACAGGUGUGAGCCACUGUGCCCAGCCAUGAGCGGUCUUGAAAAUGGAAAAUGGUCUUGGCCACAGAAACCAGGCAUGAGGGAGUGGUUGGAAUGGUAUAAAGUCAUCACUGUUAAGGAAACAGUAACUUUAAAUGCAUGUUAACAGGGGGUCUUUAAAAAUGAAUGUCAUUUGGUUAAAGAGUUUUGCUGGGCAUUGAGAUAAUCUGACAGCAUCUCCACUUCCUGUUUUUUUGCUUAAUCUCCGCUUUUUUUUUUUCUAUGAUGAGUGCCCCUAAAAUGCUGGUAAGCUUCUUUCCAACAAAAUUGCGGUCAAAGUAGGAUGCUGGGGAAUGCUGAUUUUAGCAAAAGCUCGUAGAAAAGAGUGGCUUGGCACAUGAGCUUAAAAAAAAAAAAGAAAAAAGCUGGCUCUUGAAUUUUGGCACAGUGCAACCUGUUCCAUACCAGACAAAUGAACAGGCUUAAUCGGGUACCAAUUCUUUUUCUCUCUUACUCCUCAGAAGUGAAGGGACUGCAGAUCUUGUUGUUUUGGGGACACUUUCAUGGGACUGUAUGUAGGUUUUUUUGAAUGGUGAGAAAUCUGAAUAAUUGGUAAGGAGAAGGGAAUCCCUCACUUCAGCUUUUCUUGAUGUUGUUACUAACAACUAUGAAAAAACUUCUGAGAGAACAAUGUGAACUGAAGAUGACUCAGCAGUUAAGACAAUGCUAAGUUCUGAAACCACAGGUAAAUGAAGGGCUAAUUAAUGUGUGGUAUACUCGGACAAAAUGAAGUACUCAUUUGCACUGGAUUACUAUGUAAUGAUAACGAACACUGUUCAAGAAGGAUUUAUAUUUCCAUAAGAUUUGUACUAAAUUUUAUAAAAGUAAAACAACUUUUUAUAAA